Molecule: messenger RNA, 3475 nt
Organism: Ahaetulla prasina
Lineage: Eukaryota; Metazoa; Chordata; Lepidosauria; Squamata; Colubridae
Gene: GANC
Product: glucosidase alpha, neutral C
Exons: 20
Coding region: 46-2346 (766 amino acids)
Biological process (GO): N-glycan processing; carbohydrate metabolic process
Molecular function (GO): alpha-1,4-glucosidase activity; carbohydrate binding
Source: RefSeq, a predicted model, not a curated record
UCUUCGUCUCGUAACGAGUGGUUCAAAAAUAGCUCACUCCGGAUCAUGGAAUCAAGCAGUCAAGAAAUCAGCGUUCAAGAUGAGGCUGUGGAUAAAAGCCAUUUCAAGACAUGCAAGCAAAUUGCCUUUUACAGGCGUCAGAAACGUUUAUGUCCUGGGAAGUCCCCGUACCAAGCCUUACUACAAACUGUGGAACUAUUCAACAGCAAUGUCAAAUUCCAAAUUUUUAAUGAAGAUAGCAAGGUAACUCUUUCAGUAGAAAUUUAUGAAAUAGAGGGUAAUAUUUUCAGACUUAAAAUAAAUGAGGUAAAUCCACUCAAGCCAAGAUACGAAGUCCCUGAUGUUCUCAUAAAGGAACCAGCUAGCUUGAGGCUGAAGGUAUCAGAGAAAGAUGGAGACAAACUUGUGCUGAUAGGUGCUGAGCAAGACCAGCAGAUUCAUAUAAUGGCAAAACCUUUUCAAAUACAGCUUAUUUCUAAGGAUGAAAUUUUAUUGAGCAUGAAUUCCAAUGGCCUGUUGUAUUUGGAACACCUACAGUCACCACCUCAAAGCAGGAAAUCUACUUCACAAGAAAAGGAAAGUGGAUUGGCAGACUCUUCUAAGGAAACUGAAGAAUAUUUAGGUCUAUGGGAAGAAAAAAUUGGCAACUUUUUAGAUAUUAAAGCUAAUGGUCCUAGCAGUGUUGGCUUAGAUGUUUCUUUGCAUGGAUUUGAACAUCUUUAUGGAAUACCUCAGCAUGCAGAAACCCUCCUCUUGAAAAAUACCAGUGAUGAUGAUGUCUACCGGCUUUAUAAUCUGGAUGUCUUCGGGUACACCAUCCACAGCAAAAUGGGCAUUUAUGGUUCAGUGCCCUUAAUCUUAGCCCAUAAGCCUGAUCAGACAAUUGGAGUCUUUUGGCUAAAUUCCUCAGAAACGUUGGUGGAGAUUUCUACAAAAGCUUCAAUGAAGGUUUUACCUUCCCAAACUCCAGAUAUGUCCAAGCAGAGAGUAGUGCCUCAAACUGAUGUGCACUGGAUGUCAGAAAGUGGAAUCAUUGACAUGUUCAUCUUAAAGGGACCCAGUCCUUUUGAUAUUUUUAAGCAGUAUGGACAGCUAACAGGCACUCAGGCUCUGCCUCCCCUCUUCUCUCUUGGGUACCAUCAAUGCCGCUGGAAUUAUGAAGAUGAGGAUGAUGUAGAAAAAGUGGAUGCAGGUUUUGAUACCUUUGACAUCCCCUAUGACGUCAUAUGGCUAGACAUUGAGCACACUGAUGGCAAAAGGUACUUCACUUGGGACAAGAAGAGAUUUCCCAAUCCUGAGAAGAUGCAGAAGCAGAUACUUAUGAAGAAAAAACGCAAGCUGGUUGUCAUUGUGGACCCACAUCUUAAGGUUGAUCCUCUUUACACUAUCUACUCACAAGCAAAAGCGAAAGGAUUCUUCAUAAAAGAUCGUAAUGGUGAAGAUUUUGAGGGCCUCUGCUGGCCAGGUCUGUCAUCAUACCUGGAUUUUACCAAUCCUGAAGUCCGACAAUGGUAUGCAGAUCAAUUUGACUUCAAAACAUACAAGAGUUCUUCUGAAAUUGUUUUUAUCUGGAAUGAUAUGAAUGAACCUUCAGUCUUCAAAGGGAUAGAACAAAGCAUGUCAAAAGACGCUAUACAUUAUGGCAAAUGGGAACAUCGAGAUGUUCAUAAUCUCUAUGGCUUUUACCAGCAAAUGGCAACCGCAGAAGGGCUGGUGAAACGAACUGGAGGACUGGAGAGACCCUUUGUUCUUACCCGCUCUUUCUUUGCUGGAUCGCAGAAGUAUGGUGCAGUUUGGACUGGAGACAAUACAGCAGAUUGGAGUUACUUGAAAAUCUCCAUUCCAAUGUUGCUGACAAUCAGCAUUGCCGGAAUUUCUUUCUGUGGAGCGGAUGUAGGUGGAUUUAUUGGAAAUCCAGAACCAGAACUAUUGGUUCGAUGGUAUCAGGCUGGGGCUUUGCAGCCUUUUUUCCGCGGCCAUGCCAGUAUAGAUACCAAACGUCGUGAACCCUGGCUAUUUGGGGAGAACAACACAAAGAUGAUCAGGGAAGCUAUUAAGGAGCGCUAUUCCCUGCUUCCUUACCUUUAUACACUGUUCUAUCAGGCACACAGCAUGGCUGAACCAGUUAUGAGGCCUCUCUGGGUGGACUUUCCAAAGCAGUUAGAAACUUUUGGCCUUGAAGAUGAGUACAUGCUUGGAAGUGCAUUAUUGGUACAUCCAAUCACUGCUCCAAAAAUCAGUACAGUCAAUGUCUUUCUGCCAGGCCCACAAGAGAAUAAUCUUGGAGAUAUAAAGAAUUGUGAUUCCUCAGAAAAUGCUUUCCUUGAUACUCGAAUAAGGUAUUAACUAUGGCAAUCAUUAUAAUGCCUUAUACCCACCAUCAGUAUUGAAUUCGAAAAGCUUUUGACAAGACCACUUUGUUUCUGGGCCCAGUUCAACAUAAGGCUUUGAUUCUUUGAAGCCCUUUAGAGCUUGAACCGGCUCAUUCCAGGAAACACCUCUCACUUACUAAAAGAGAAAGCAACAUAAAAGUUCAGAUUCUUUUUCGUGGUUACUUUUCAGGAUAGGAAAUUUUUUGCACUCCAGACAUCGCUGGAUUUCAACUUCCAAAAUCUCUGGGAGCUCAACCAGACAGCAGCAAUAAUAUGCUUUUCCUCCUCUAUUUGAAACGGAUGGAAAAUAUACUAAUAUGAAAACUGCUUUCUAUGCAGCUUACUUUUAUCAUAUUUUGCCAAUAAAACUAGUAGCCUCAUUUCCAGGGGUGAAAUCCAGCAGGUUCUGACAGGUUCUGGAGAACCGAUAGUGGAAAUUUUGAGCAGUUCAGAGAACCGGUAGCGGAAAUUUUGAGUAGUUUGGAGAACCAGCAAAUACUACUUCUGCCUGGCCCCAGAGUGAGGUGGGAAUGGGGAUUUUGCAGUAUCCUUCCCUUGGAGUGGGGUGGGAAUGAAGACUUUGCAGUAUCCUUCCUCUGCCACGCCCAGAGCCACAGAAUCAGUAGUAAAAAAAUUUGGAUUUCAUCACUGCUCCCUAACAGAAAGGAGCAAAGGUUAUUCAUAAGGCAGUAAUUUUCUCUUCCUCUUCAAAAAGCAUCCCUUUUGUACUUCAGAAAGUACCUCUACUGUACUAGCUAACUCUAAAUCAGGAUAAGUGGCUGAUACUUCAGGGUAGGGUUAGGAAGACUAGUGUUUUUAUUUUCUGGAUUCCCAUUUCUGGCCAAUUGGUUAAAUUGUUGAGUGGGAGUUUUGAGCUGAAUAAAUGUAUAUCAGUUUUUGAGAAAAAUAAAAAAGGGUGGAUUCAUUGAUUCUGGUUGUUUUAGUGAAAACUUACUACUCUCAACUUAAUGCUAUUUUUAUGUGUUGCUUGCUACUUCUAAAUUGUUUAAGAUUUAUGCAUUAUUUAUUGAUUUGUUUUUCUAUAAGGGUUCAUAUGGGAUUUCUGUAUCUAAAAUGUAAUUCCUGCUCAUUUGUUUUCCUUU